AGGCUCGGGCUCUGGCCGCCGCCGUCACGGAGAAGCUCCCGGUGCGCGGCCGCUGCGUCGCUGGUUCCCGGGAUGAGUGUCGGGCCCGCUUCACCGGGAGGCCGGAGCGGGCCAAGGCGGAGCUAGCGGCGAGGACUGCGAGAACCGGCCUCGGACGCCCUGGCGCCGCCCCUUGCGCCUCCCUGAGGGGAACCAGCGCGCCAGUCACCUUUAAACUAUGUGGAAAUGGGGCAGUGGUGAUGAUUCAGUCCCUAAAUCUGGAGUUCAUGGCACUUCUCAAUCAGCAAGCAUGUCAGCGGGUGACUUAACUGAGCAGCUGGCGCAGACUAAACAACUGGUAACACAACUCAAGGAACUUGUCAAGGAAAAGGAGAAUGAGCUACAUAAUAAGGAGCAACAGUUAAAGGAGGAAAAAGAAGCUUCUGAAGCUAGGAUUUCCAAAUUAAAGCUGCAAAACAAAGCCAAAGUAACAUCUUUAACUUCACAAUUAGAGGAACUUAAGAAGCAGCUGUCAGGUGCUGGGAAUAAAGAAGGAAAAUCUGAGCAAAAGAAAAGUUCUAGAGAUGGUGAUCAGGAUAAUGCUGCAGCAAGUCGUGGAAAAAUAUUGGUACUUAAAAAGAAAAUUGAAGAACUAGAGACACAGAAUGCUCAAAGAAAUGAAGAGCUUCAGAGAAAGACUGCUGAAGUGGAUGCUGCACAUCAACGGGGGGCAGAAAUGGAUGCCAUGCUUGCUGAGAAGCAAAAAAAGCUGGAUGAAAAAGAAGCCUAUAUCAUUGAUUUACAGUUAUCCUGUGGAUCAAAUAAUGAUGCCAAAGAAUUACUAAUACAUAACAGUGAAUUAAAGAAUCAGCUUUCCACAAAGGAGGCUUCAUUACAGAGUAUGCAAAUCCUAGUUCAGAAUCUUACAAAGAAAGUUGGAGACAGCGAAGAAAGAUGUAGCCUCCUUGAGGAACAAAUUAAAAACCUUAAAAGCCUUCAGAGUAAAGAGAAGGGGCAUUUCCAGGAAAGAGAAGCCAUGUAUACACAAAAUAUUCGUAUGUUUCAGAAUAUUAUACAAGAAAAGGAAAAAGAGCUGAUGGGACUGGCCCAAAAACAUGAGCAAGAACUCUUUAAGAUGGCUGCUAAAUCUGAUGCUAGUGCUGAUCUAGAACAGCUAUUGAAAGCCUUGAAACAGAAGCUCCAUGAAAAGGAAGAAGUCAUGCUAGGAAGAACACAAGUGAUAGUUAUGUUGCAACAAGAAUUGGAUGCUAAAGACCAGCAGCUCAAAGAAAUUAAUGAACAUCUGAACCGCCUUCAGUUAGAAAAAGAUAACCUCCAGUCCAAAUUGAAUGCCGAAAAGCAUGUAAUGCGAGCACAGCUGAGAGACAUGAUGGAGAAACAUGAGAAUGAAAUGAAAGAAGUUAGAGAGAGUCACAAUGCAGAGAUCCAAGUGCUCCAAGAAAAGCAUGAAACUGAGAUGCAGGAAAAACACCAAAUUCAGCUUCAACUUCAGAAACAAUUGGACAAAUUAAGCUCUGGUGGACAAAAUGAUUUGGCGCAGUCUGUUGAUAUAGAUGCUGUAAUUAAACUAAAGCUGGAACAGCUUGAAGCUCAAGCAAAACUGAAAACGGAAGAGGCCAGCAAAUCUGAGGCAAGGUUCCUUAAAAUGAAAGCUUGGUCUAAAUCCAGAAUCAGACAGCUUGAAGAUGAGCUGAAAAAUUUUACAUCAGCAAGUGACAACGUAACUGCCUUACAUGACCGGAUUUCCGAAUUAGAACAGGAAAAGGAAGACCUCCAGUCCACACUACAAUCUUUUACUGAACUUAAAACUCAAAACGAAGAAUUGCUGGCUAAGCUGGAAGUUUAUGAAGAGCAGCAGCGAAAGUUGCAAGCGGAUCUUGAACAAGUUACGAAGAGGGCAGCUUCGCAGCCUAGUGAAUCGGGCAGUGUAGAUGAACUACAGAGUCGGCUUUUGGAGUGGCAAGAAAUUGUAACUGAAUCUGAAGAUGUACACAAUCAAAUUAGAGAGGAAAAAUCUGCAAUGGCUCUAAGAAUGGCACAGAUUGAAGAAGAGAGAGAAGCCAUAGUCUCAGGGCAGCAGGAGCUGGAGGAGGAACUGGCCACAGGUCAAGGGAUUGGCAGAAUGCAUCCGGAGAGAAGAAAGAUGGCCCAGUCCAGCAGGAAACUCCAGGAAGAUUAUGAUUUUGAUGGAAAGCAGUGCUUUGAAGAGCUGAAUGUGACUUUGGAUAGCACUGAUUCAGCUGAAGGAGAAAAUAUGGGAGGUUGGUGGCCAGAGUACACUUCUUCUAACACAGGUUUACGGACCGUAGUGGAAGAGUUAGAAUUGGAAAGAAAUCAGUUGCAAGAACAAAUUCUCUUUUUGGAAGAACGUUGUCGGGACUUUGAAGAUCGAUUGCAGCUCCAAGGCAGAAUGGAAGCUCUACAGAAUGAGAAUGAUCGUUUGCAGUCCCAGCUUACGCAGCUGCGCAACCAGCAUGCACGUGAUGCAGAGAAACAUCAAGUUCUUGUUUCCAGUUUCAAUGAACAACUUAAAGGACUGAAUGAAAGGAAUGGCUUGCUUGAAAGUUUGCUUGGGGAAAAGGAUCAAAAGAUUUCAAGUACAACAGAAAAACUGGAACAGAUAGAAUACAUGAGAAGUUCACUUCAAGAGAGAGACCUUCUAAACAAGGAACUGAGUGAAAAGCUUUUGCAAACCGAACAAAAGUUGGAAGAUGCCUUAAAGAAGUGCAGUGCUUAUGGCCUGGAGUGUGCAGAACAGAAAGCCCUUAUCAGUGACCUAACUGAAAAAGUGGCUGCCUUUAAAGAAAAGACUGUGAAACAGGAUGCUGCUAUAGAAGUAAUACGAUUGGAGCUUGAGCAGACAAAUGAAGAACUUGAUAGAUUGAACACAAGCCAUUUAGAAGAGAGAUCUCAACUUAUUCAAGACCUUCAGAGUCGGGAAAGAGAAAUUGACAACCUCAAAGAAGUUGUAACUGAAAAAGACAAAGAAAUUACUGCUCUUUCUUCCAGUAUGACUGAGUACUCUGAACAAAUUAAUAUUCUGAAAUGCCAGAUCAAGUGCAAAGAGGAUGACAUACGAGAAAUGGAAGGUGCUCUGUCCAGGGUUGAAAGGGAAGCCCAGUUGUUGAAAGAUGUACAAACUGCUGAUGUGAAGGAUGCAAGCAACAAGAUUUCAGAACUUUCACAGCAGCUAAACACAGUGGAAUCUGAGCUGGCAAAGGAGAGAAUUGAAAAUGAAGCCAGAACCAAAGAAAAUGAGGACUUGUUUAAGCAAAUCAAAGAGUCCAACAAAACAAUAAAAGAACUUAAUUUGGAAAUCAAGACCCAUGAUGUUACUUAUACCAAUAAACUCAUGGAGUGUGAAUCCCAAAUUAAAUUGCUUAAAGAACAGAUAAGCAAAUCAACGGAGAAGUUGCACGAAACAGAGAGAAAAUAUAAGGAAGAAAUGGAACAUCUCAAAUCCCAGCUUGAUGAACAUGUUUCUGCCAAGGAAAAUCUGAAUACCUUGCUAAAAGAAAGAGAAAACAAAGAGCAAAGUUUUGCGAAUGAACUGAAAUCAGUGAAAGAUUCGUACAAUCAACUAACUUUAGAAAAUGCUAAAAAAGAUGAAGAGUUAGCCAACUUAUCCAGGCAGCUUGCUGAACAUACUGAACGUCUAGAGAUUGCCAAAAAAUCUUUGCAGGAAAAAAAAGAGAUUAUAAUUUCAUUAAAAGAUAAACUUAAAACCGUAGAGCAGCAAAAUGAGAAGGAAAAAUUCAAGUUAGCUGAGGAGCUGAACAAUAAGGAAGUUAAGUUAACAGAAAUUAAUAAUAAGCUGCAUGAGAAAUAUGAAAUAAUUACUAAACUGGAAACAGAAAGACAGGCUAGCAUCCUCAUAAAUAGCCAAUUUCAGGCAGCUCUUGAGCAGAAGGAAAAAGAGUUUGCAGGUCAGCUUAAAAGUAUUGAAGAUCUCAGCAGUGAGGUGCAUACCAUGGAGAGGGAGAAACAACAAUUAAUCAGUGAGAAUGAGAGUUUGUCUAAAUUACUGGAUCUAAAAGAAUGUGAACUGUUGAAGCGUGCUCAGUCUAUGACUGAAAUGGAGAGUAAGAUGUCUGUCGCUGCCAUUGAACACCAAAGAAUACUUUCAGAAGUUAGUCAUGAUAAAGAGACAUUUAAAAACAAGGUGGAAGAACUGUCAAACCUUGUAAAACAAAAAGAAAAUUUAGUUGCAGAGCAGUUAAUAGAAAAACAAAAGGAGUGUGCCCUGUUAGCAGAUCAGCUCUCUAAAAGCAGAGAGCGGACAGAACAGUUAAGUGAAGAAAUAAAAAUGUUUAGCAUUCAGUUGCAAGAUGUCAAAGACAGAGUGGUGGAAAAAGAAGGAUUGUUAAGUCAAAAAGAGUCAGAAUGUAGUAAAAUGGCUCUACAGCUUAGUCAAGAGAAAGAAAAAGUUUCAUCAUUAUGGAAACAAGUUCAGGACAUAAAAAUGGAGCUUGAAGUUAAAAGCAAAUCUCUAGAUGAAAAAAGCAGGCAUAAUGAUAAUUUACUUAGACAAAUAGAAGAAAAACAAGUCAAUAUGGUAGAACUGGAGAGAGAGGUAGAAAGGCUUCAAGAUGAUGGUGUCCAAUUUUCUCAUCAGCUUGAAGAAAAAGACUCUGUUGUGUCAUCUCAAAGGCUAGAGCUUGAGGAACUUCAAAAGCAGAUUGCCAAGAAAAUGGAAGAGUGCACAGCAUUAAGUGACCAGAUAGUAUUAUUAGUCAAAGAAGUAGACAUUUUGAAGUGUGAAAAGGACAGUGCUUUGGCUAUUUGCAGUGCAAAAUCAAGUGAGUGUGAUGCUUUACAGCAUCAAUUAACACAACAUCACAGUGAAAUUGUGUCCACAAAACAUGAAGCUCAUAUGUUGAAAUUAGAAAAUGAAAAAAUAAAAGCAGAUAUUGAAACAAUAAAUGCUACAUUUCUGAAAAAGUGUGAGGGAGUAAUUCCCUUAAAUGUGCAGUUGUCUCAGCAAGGUUACAGUGUUUUAGCCUUCACAGACCAAAUUGAUAACUUGGUCAGUGAAAUAAAAACUUUAAAAUGUAAUUUCCAUGCUAAAGAGACCCUCCUUUUCCAAAAGGAAGCUGUGAUUGAGCAAAUGAAAGAAAAGAAAGAUGCAGGUGAAAAGACAUACUUGCAGAUUGUUUCAGAUUUGCAAAGCCAAGUACAGGUUUUACAUUGUGAUAUUGAUCAACUUAGGCAAGAGGUACAAGGAAAAGAAAACGAAUUGAAGAAACAAACCCAAGAAUUAAAAUUGCUGAAAAAUAAAUCUGAGGAAUCUGAUUUGCUUAGAGUUCAACUGUCUGAGAAUAUGGAAAUAAUUUCUAACCUUCAGAGUCAGAUUGAAAACAUGACCAAAAAGACUGAAGAAUUAAGUCAGUCAAUUACACAGAAAGAUAACUUUUUAAAACAAAAGGAGGAAGAAUGUGUUAAUUUGCAAGCCUGCAUUUCUGAGUCUUCCUCUGUGCAGCAGAAACAUGUACAAUCAUUGAUAUCUGAAGCAGAACAGUUAAGAGCAGUCAUUUCUGAAAAAGAGUCCAUGGUGAAUAAUACUUUAUUGCUUAACAAUACAUUGAAGACUGGACUUCAGGAGAAAGAAACGGAAUGUGAAAUGUCGAGGAAGCAAGUUAAAGAUUUGGAAGAAUCAAACUUUAAUCUAAAAAAAGAAAUAAAUGAUCAGAAGAACAUUAUAAACAACAUUAACCAGGCACUGGCAGAAAAAGAAGCUUCUCUUUUGAGUAAUGCCUGUCUUGUGGAAAAACUAAGAGAGGACUUAAACACAAAUGAAGAAAAAUUGCAAUUGAUUUCUCAGCUUCAUGGUCAAAUCAAUGAAAUGACCAAAGAAAUCCAAAAGUCAAAAGAACUAGCACAGGAAAAAGAGGAAGCUUUCUUGUCACUGCAGGACAAAUUUGCUGCUCAGUAUGAACAAAGAAACGAACUCAGUGCUACUCUGAAUAAAAAUGAGGACUAUAUUUCUGAAUUGGUAAAUUCUUUAGAUCAGAAGGAUUUGAGUGUGAAGCAAGCUGAAAGCAAGGUUCGGGUUCUUAGUAAUGAGAUUGAGCAACUUAGAGAAGAGCUACAAAAAAACUCAGCUACACUUAAAAAGCUUUUGCAAGAGAAGGAUGAAAAUAUUGCAGUUAGUCAGAAGAAACUUGACACUUUGUCAGCUGAAUUGGAAUCUGCCAAAUCAGAGUACCAGAAAACAUUGGAACAAGUUGAAUUAUGGCAGCAAAAUGUUCAAAACAGAGAGAGUGAGUUGCAGGUUUUACAGGAAAAAUGCACCCAGCAAGCUAAGCAUAUUGAGUACUUAAAUUCUGAGCUCAGUGUUUUAAAUUCUAAGUCUCAAGAGCAUCAAGAUCAUAUACUUUUAAUGGAAAAGCUGGAACAACAGGUAAAGUCUUUAAUGAAAGACAAAACUCUUUUGCAGGAGAACUUUGAUAAGCUCAGUAUGGAAAAUGAGCAACUGGUUAAGAAUUCAAAAGAACUGAAAGACCUUAAUGAAAAAUUAGAAAGCAGUGAGAAUGAAUCACGAAUGCAUGUACAUGCCAUCACUUUGCAGCUGGAGAAUGAGAAAGAGCAGUUGCAGAUGCAGGUUAGUGUGAAGGGUAAAGAAGUUGAUGAAUUAAAGCUUAGGGUUGAAAAGCUAGAACAUGGUCUUCUUGAGUCAGAAAGGGGAUAUGUGACUGAACUUGGUAGGGCAACACAACAAAAUGAAAUUAGUCUUAAACAACUGAAUGAUUCAGAAAGGGAACUGAAAUCCAAAGAUGCUCAGAUUCAGUUUUUACAACAAGAACAGGACGUGAUUAAGAAAGAGCUUACCAGAUACUUGUGUGCAUUAUCACACAGUGGGUAUUUCAUCAAAGAUAGUGAUAGUGAUGCUUGUCGGCAAGUAACUGAAAGUAAGGCUAUUUUGGAAAAGUUAUCUACUCUAAUAGAUAAGAUUCUUAACCAAGAAGCUGAAGCAGAGGCACUGCAACGAUCCCUGCUAGAGAGAGAGAAAGAGAUGUAUCACUUGAAUAUGCAGUUAGAAAGUAUGGAGUCCUUGAGGGAGGAGAAAGAACAGAUACAGAAUCAGUUGGAGAGGGUCAGAGAUACUAAUCAAUCAGAGAUGGAAUAUUUGUCAAAUGAACUGAGUACUGCAAAGGAGGCAUUAUAUAAGCAGAAGUCUCUUUGUGAAGAAAAGGACACAGAAUUAACAGACAUGAAGAAGAGGGUUAGUGUUCUCCAAGAAAAAAGUGAUAAAUUGGAAAAAGAACUUGAAAACAAUUGCAAGACAUUGAACACCCAAUGUCAAAAAGAAGCAAAACUUGCAGAAGAACUACAGUACAAAAACCAGGUGAUAGAAAACCUAAUUUCUCAAAGUAGCCAACAGAAAGAUUUGAUUUCUACUCUAAGCCAGCAGCUGAAAGAAAAGGAUUGUGCAGUUACUCAAGUCAUGGAAUCUUUAUCUAACGAGAUGGUAAAGUUUUCUGAUGAAAAAAACGCACUUACUAUCAAACUACAGCAAUUGGAAGCUAGUCAAACUAGCAUAAUAGAAGAAAAAAUAGAAAAAUAUAAAAAGGAAAGUGAACUCUGUCAAGUUAUGUUAACUGAAAAGGAAGAAACAAUUAAAGAAUUACUGGAUGAGAAGGCACAAAUAAAUGUUUUUUUGGAAAAAAUAAGUCAAGAAAAAGAUAAUCUGAAAAAGAAGCUUCAAGCAGCUUUGAUAGUGAGGAAGGAUUUAAUGCAAAAAAUUGAGAAUCUUGAAAAAACCCAUCAAGAAUUUACAGAAAGAGAGUAUAAAAAAACACAAGGCAUACUUGAACAGAUGGAUGAAGUAACAAAGCAGGUUAAAAGUGCUGAAGCUCUUAAUAGAAAUCUGGAAUCUCAACUUGAAGGACUAAAAGGAAAAUUGUUAGAAAAAGAUGCUAAAAUAUACGAUAUAAGUGAACUAUUAACCACUAAGACAAUGCACUUGGAAGAGUUACAGAAGAAUUUUACAGAAAUAAAAGUUGCCCUUGCUGAACAAAAAAUCACGUCUGAUAAGAAUUUAAUUUGUCUACAGGAGAAAGAUUCUCAUCUUCAACAAAAGCAGUCUGAGCUCACUGAGAGAGAGCGAAUGUAUGGAGAGGAACGUUCUCAGCUUUUCUUAACCAUAGAACACCUCAAAGCUGAUAUAGCCAAGAAAGAAGAAACAUGUAAACAAAUGAAUGAAACAGAAGAUACAUUGCAUGCUGGAGGUUCUUGUGGAGAUAGUACACAUUCCCUUAGUGAAACUCAUCAGUUGCAGAAAGAAAAGGAAAUCUUGCAAAAGAAACUCCAAGCACUGCUUGUGGCCCGUAAAGAAAGCGCUAAAAAAAAUCAAAAAAUAAAAGAAGAACGUGAUACACUACUAGCAAGGAUUAAUAAAAUAACAAAGGAAUUUGAAAUCAUACAAACAGAAUAUAAAGCACUCCAAGCCGUCAAUCAGAAAAAGUGUGAAGAAUUCGACUCUAAUCUGUUGCUUUUAUGCUCUCUUCAGAAAACAUUGGCAUCUUCUGAAGCUCUGCCUCACAGUGAAAAUGCUGAAAAGAAAACCAUGGAAUCGGAGGAGCUUAAUGCAAAGGGCCAUGCUAUGUUAGAAGAAUCAGAGAAUAUGAUAAGUAAAAUAGUAGUCAAAGAAGAGGAUGAUAUGGCAAAAAUUAGUAAUGGCUAUAUGAAAUUAAUAAAUGAAAAAGAAAAAUUUCAAGAAGAGCUAAAAGUGAAGUCAUUAGAACUUGAUAGGAAAGAACAAGAAGCAGCAAAACUGAAGACCUCUAUUGAACAUCUGGAGCACAAAUAUAAGAAAGACAAAGAGAAUAUGCUGGUUGAGAGAAAUCAACUUCAACAACAAUUAGACCUGUAUAAAAAUGAACUGGUAAGUGUUAGGGCUAUGAUUGAUAGUGUAAACUCUGAAAAGGAUGUGUUCAAGAAAACUGAAGACACUCACCUGUUCAGUCUGGAAGAAAUUGAAAAUUUGAAGCAUGAUAUUCAACAAGCGAACACCCAGAUAUCAGAGAAAGAUGAAGAGAUCAGAUAUUUGCAAAAUACUCUUAAGGAUCUCAAAGGCAAGUUUGAUCACGGAAACGAAAUAAUGAAAGAAGUUUUACAGCUGCAGCGAAGUUUAGAGGAGAGUCAAGAAGAAGCAAAGCGUUUUAGAACAGCCUUUGAAAGAACAAGGCAAGAGAGAGAAGAGUUCUUAAACAACAUGGAAAGGUCAAAUACAAACUUACUCAAUAUGAAAGAGGAGCUAAGACAUGCCAGUGAGGAAAACAAGGAACUAUCAAUGGAGCUAAACAAGUUGCGUGAGAAGGUUUUACCAAUUUCUAAUUCAGGCAAAAAUGUGGCAGUAUGUGUAGGAGAUAAUAAACAGAACACUGGUAUGCAGCUGCAUCCAGACAAUGUAUUGCAAAACAGAGAUCAAGAAACAGAGAAUUCUAUAACACUGCUAAAUGUCUCUCCCAUAGAAAAAGAAUCACCAGAUGCCUCUCAUAUUGGAAGAAUAACAUUAACAGAAAGGACAGAUCAGGCACCAGUAGGAAUGACUCUUGCAAAGAUGGGAAAGAAAGAAAAUGGAAGAAAUGAUGAACCACAAGGACAAAAAGAUGAUACUGAAGAAAAAAGCAGAGAACGACUUCAGAGAAAGCUCCAGGUUGCUUUGAUAUCACGUAAAGAAGCUCUGAAAGAAAACAAAAUCCUAAAAGAUAAAAUAGAAUCACUAAUACUUGAAAACAAACAACUGGUUGAAAAGACCGAAGACCUUGGACUUCUGCUAUCUCAGUUGAACUCAGAAAAACAGGAACUGAGGGCUGUGUUGUAUAAAGAGGAGAUGCUUGCGACAGAAAAUGCUAGGUUGUUAAUUGAAAAUGAAAACUUAACUGCUGCAUGUGAAAGUCUAAAAUCUACUAUGGAAACUAUAGUCCAAGAGAAGGAAGCAUUUUCAUUUCAGUUGAAUUCCUUAAAAGAUUCUCAGACAGUUGAAUUAACAAGUUGGAAAGCUAAACACAGUGAAUUAAAGCAGGAGUAUGAGUCACUGCUUCAGGCCUAUGAGAAUAUUAGUAGUAAAAUAGCAGAAAUGAGACAAAUUAUUGAUGUCACUAGAAAAGAAAAGCAGGAUAUUCUUCACCGGGUGAAAGAAAGUGAAGCUGAGAAACAGGAGGCUGAAAAGCUGCUUCAAAGAGCCGCUGAUGAAAAUAUACAUGUGAAAGAACAGUUAAAGCAGUUAGCUGAAUCUAAACAGCAGGAAAUCAAGGAGUUGCUGAUUGAAGCAGAAAAACAAGCUUCUGAGCACAAUUUGUGCUUGGAAGAAUAUCAGAAAAAUAUUGAUGAAUGUAUUCUUCAGGUCAAACAACUAACAGAGGAAAAUAAGCAAUUAAGAGACAUUUCUGAAACAUUAAAGCAGACCCUAGAGAAAAAUCAGAAGGAAAAUGAGGUCCUUUCUCAGGAUUUUACUGUAACAAAAUCUGCUUUGAGGGACCUCCAGGCACAGUUGGAAUUGGCCGAGCUUGAUGCACAGUCUAAAGUCAACGAUGCUCUUAAUGAGAGGGAGUCAUUAUUAAAUCACAUUCAUUUGGUAAAUGAAGGUAUCUCAGAAAAGGAAAAAACUUUAAGGAUCUUAAAGGAAGAGAAUAAAAUUAUGUCAGAAAAGUUAAAAGGUGCUGAAGAAUCCCUGUGUAAGAAAGAAAACUCAUUAUCAAAGUUAGAAAAUGAUUGUAAAAAUCUUAACCAAGAAAUACUAAGCCUGGGUGAAAAAAUUAAGAUAUUAGAAGAUGACAAAUGUCUCUUACAGGAAGAAUUAGAGAAUGUUCAAGAAACAUUUUAUAAAGUGAAAAAUGAGAGAGAAUGUUUAGAAACCGAGUUGCUCAAUCACAGCAAAAAAUUGGAUCAAGCAACAGACAAACUGAAAUCCAAACAAAUUCAAAUCAGCUUACUUUCCCAGCAGUUGGAUGAUUUAAAAAAUGAGAAAUCCAAUGUAAUUAGAGAGAAAGAAGAACAACAGCUGCAUAUUGUCAGAGUAUUUGAAGAAAAAGUAAAAUCUGUUCAGAGAGACAAUAGUGGAACAAAAAAUAAAACAAAAGAAUUGCAAGAACUUCUCAGGGAAAAACAACAAGAGAUCAACCAAUUGCAAAAAGAUUCUAUUAAAUAUCAGGAGAUGAUUUUAGACUUGGAAAAAUCUAUGAAAUUAGCACAGUCAAAAAGUGAAAAAAUUGAGAAAGAUUUAAAAAAUGCAGAAGAGAAGCUUAGCAAAUCAAAUGAAGAAAUACAAAAGUUAACUGAAAAGCUGUCUUUACAAAAAAGUUUGUUGGAUAAAUCUAAAGCUGAAGUAGAGCAGUUAGAAAAUGAGAACCUAAAUAAUAAAAAAGAACUUAAAAAGAAAGAAAACCAAGUAUUAAAUCAGAAAAAAGAAUAUGAAAGCCAAAUGAAAUCUGAUCUUCAGCAUCUUAAAGUAAUUUGGCAGAAAGAAUGGAUCAGCUUAGAAGAAAAAUGCAGUACCCUUCAAAGAGAGAAAGAAAGAAUCCAGAGUGAACACCAUCAGCUGCGAGAAGAAAUUGAUAUAAGAGACACUCAGAAUAAGAAACUUCAGACUGAACUAAAUGAUGCUUUAGCCAGGUUGGGUGCUUUUGCCAAGUGCAUGUCAUCCCUUCAGAAUGACAGGGAAAGAGUCAUUGGUGAAAUGAAAGUUUGGGAGAAACAGUUCAAAGAGGCAAUUGAAAAUAAACAGCAACAGAUAGAGACCCACAAUCUGACAAUAGCAUCUUUACAAGAAGAAUUAAAGGCACACAUAUCUCGAGUUCAAGAACUGGAGCACAAAGGUUCUGUCCUUGAAGAACCUAAGAACAUAGUACAAACCACUGUGGAUUCACACCAUUUUGAUGAGCUUUCGAGAAUUAAAGCAGAAAAUGUCCUUCUUCAAAACAGGCAACAUGAACUAGCAACUGCUCUGAAAUUAAAAGAAGAAUCUUUUCAGGCACUUAUCAAAGAAAAAAAGUCUUCUCCACAGCUGAUAAAAAAUAAUUCUAAAGAAAAGGAGAUGGAAGCACUAACAUAUGAUUUGACUAGAAAAGAACAGGAAGUGCAGCAACUUACUUUGGAAAAAAGUGAGAUCCAAGCUGAGUUGGAAAAACAAGUUGCUAUUUCUGAUCACAUGAAAGCCAUGCUGAAUACGAAAGAUACAGAGAUUUCACUGCUGAUUUCAUCGAAGGACACAGAAAUUUCAGACUAUCUUGCUCAAAUACAAGCUCAGCAUAGACAGCAAGUUUCAGAUUUUGAGCAGCAGAUAAAGUCUCUGCAGGUGGCCAAAGGGCAAUCUGAUGAAAGUUGCCAGAGGAUGAAAAAUGAAUUGAAAAAUCUUCAGAGAAAAGCAGACAAAGCAGUUCAAGACAAGGUUGAGAUUGCUAGUACAAUGGAUGCCUUUAAAAAGGCAAUGUCUUCUCUCCAGAAUGACAGGGAUUCCCUGGUUUUGCAACACAAAAGUCUAGAGUGUGAGCACAAAGUUGAUUUAUAUGAGAAAGAGAGACUUGUAGUUGACAAUGCUAAUGAAAACCGAAUGUUGAAACAAGAACUAAGGAAGCUACGGAAUGAAUUAGAUGAUCUUCAUUCUGAAAACGCAAUGCUCACUGCACAGCUUAUAAAGUACAGGGAAGAUCUGAACCAGGUUCUGUCACUAAAAGAUAAUCAGUUGAAAGAAUUACUUACACAGAAAUUGGAAAACAUUAAGAUUCUUGAACAGGAAAAACUUAUACUUCAGAAAAAAAUGAAAGAGAUGGAGCUGGCUGUGAAAGUACAGGAGGAGAACAUGGAGUCUCUGAGACUGGAAAAUAUAAAGUUAACAUCAAAAGCUCAAGACUUGGAGAUUGUGAUUGCUUCCAUAAACAAAGAGAGGUUGGCUUCUGAAUCAAGGCAGAAGUUCUCACAUCAGGAGGGAGACAGACUUGAUCAACAGAAGGGAUUUUCAGUCAACAGCCAGCUUGAAGAAAAGCUGGAACAAAGAUUACAAGAGCUCAAGCAAAUGGUUGGCAAAAAUACAAAAGAUACAGAGCUGGAUCCUAAGUUAAUGGAAAAUGAAGCUAUUGAAUUGCCACAAAAGAGACUGUUAGAAGUUCAGUUUCAGAAUAAAGAGCUGCGGUCUCAAAUUGAAUCCUUUGGAAAAGCCAUGACAGCUCUGCAAGAUGAUAGGGAGAGAUUAUUAGAGGACUUCAAGGUACUUCAGAACAAGUAUAUUUCUGAGCUUGGAUCUGAAAAAAGAAGAGCUAACAAGCUUGAAGCUGAGCUCAGUGACUUCAAAUCAAAUGUCUUCAGUGUGCUCAAAGAAAAUGCUCUUUGGAAUCAGGAGUCACCAGAAGCUAAAAGCAAGAUCACUCUUGACCAGCUUACUGAUGAACUAGAAAAACUAUGUAAGCUGUUAAACACUCAAAAUCUUGAAAUUAACAGACUCUCCUCUGAGUGUGAGAAAUACGCUCAGCAGAUGGAUGCCUUUUCUAAGGCUAUGGCCAGUCUGCAAGAUGACCGAGAAAGACAUUUGCAGGAGCUCCGCAAGCUGAGAGUAGUUCAUGAAUCUAAACAGGGCUCAAGUUCAAUUUCCUUACCCUCUGACUACGCCAGCGAGCUUAGUUCUCUUAAGCAUAAUUUUGAGAUGCUUCAGGUGGAUAGGGACAGAUUGGUAAAAGAAGGAGCAAAUGUAGCAGCAUCUGAGAUAGCAAAACUAAAAGCCAAAGUUGAUGAUCUUGAAAGAGAUUUGAACCAGAAAAAAACUUUCCAAGAUGAAGCUGAGAAAGAAAGAGCAUCAUACCAAAAUGAACUAGUUGCCUUGCGAAUGGAAAAAAAUCUCCUUCGGGCAGAAUCUCAGGCACUCCAGAAUCAAUUACAGGCAACUCUUGUAGACAAAGAUCGCCAAAUAGCAGAACUACAAAAGGUGCAUUAUGGAGUAGUACCUCAGGGAUCUAUAUCUGCUGGCAAUAACCACCCAACCAAGGGAGUAGAAACUGUUGCUCUUGUUGGGAGCACAAAUGUUCCUGAUCAGGUAAAUCAGCUUCUGUCUGAGAGAAACCAGCUUCAAAAUGAACUCCAGCGCUGCCUUCAGGAGAUGCACCAGAGAGAGCUGCGAUUUCAGCAGAUAAAUUCAAAGGUAAUGCAGUCAGUGGAAGAAAAUGCUGUCUUGUCAGCCCAGCUAAAAACAGUAUCCCAGACUUUGCGGGAUAAUCAGUUUCGUUACACUGACCUGCAGAAUCGUUACUUGCGGCUUGAAAGGGAAUAUCAAGUGCAAGUUUCUUCUGUGCAAGGAAGUGCUCAGGGUGAACCUCAAGGAGAAGUUCCUCCAGGAGCUCCCCAGGAAAGAGCUGCAGUUAUUGUUGAAAUAGACAACAUGGAACUCAAUGAACUCAGGAAAAGGCUUGGAGAGAUGGAAAUGCAACAUGAUUCGUCACAACAGACUGUAUCGCAGCUAACAGAAGCACUCUCUGAAGAGAGGAACAGGCGACAGGCUGCAGAAGAGGCCCUGGGGCUCUCUGAGGAAGAAAUUAAAAGGCUUGAAAUGAAUUCUUACAGGUCAGCACCUAGAGACUAUACUGUUCAGAUGGAUUCCGAUGAGGAAAGGGAGGCCUUAAUCAUCAAUACGAGUGAACAUAUUAUUGUCCGAAAGGUAAAAGGAGGUGCCCUUUCUCUCAAGAGAUGGAUUAGGGGACGAAGCCUUUACUGCUCCAAGUUGCUGACCUCAAGGGCGAAAUCCCGAUAUCUCUUUCUGACUUAUUUGGUGAUCUUGCAUCUUAUGGUUUUCUUGUGCCUAACCGGCAUCCUAUAAAUGCACUGAACCUGCUGUGUGAAUUAUUUUCCUUCAGAAUAAUGGUGUGCCAAUUUGAGAUAAUGGACUUCUCAUAAGCUGCUGUUACUGCUAUGCACUGGACACAGUUGUAUAUAUUCUCACUAUAAUGUGUGUGGGUUUUUUGAACUUCUUCCUUCAUGAGUUUUAAAUGUACAUCACACUUGUUACAAAGUUGACCCGAGUUGCUCUUUAACAAUGGGAUACUAUAUUUGCUAAGAAAAAAAAGUCUUAUCAAUAAGAAGCUGCUGCAAUUGGGAUGUGUAAUAUUCUCUGGGAAUAUAUAAUGAUUGAAUCCUGUUGGAUGGGUUGUACAUUAUAUCUUUUCUAUAUAUAAAUUUAUUUUAACAGAGUUAAACUAUAAAUUUGGUGGGAAGGGACUUCUCAGCUGUUGGAUUUCUUGGCUUCUGGGUUAUAACAAGAAGCAUACAGAGUGCAAUAUGGGGUCAGGGAGCUGGAAUCAUAAUGAGUUUCUCAACUUUAAAUAAAAUCUUAAGAUCUGAAGAUAA
Messenger RNA from Anolis sagrei ordinatus, 15330 nucleotides. RefSeq names its product golgin subfamily B member 1-like. NCBI's taxonomy places the organism in Eukaryota, Metazoa, Chordata, Lepidosauria, Squamata, Anolidae. The record is from RefSeq and is a predicted model, not a curated record. Gene Ontology annotation, cellular component: Golgi apparatus.